AUGAGUGAGGAUAUAUUGAGUAGAAGCAAUGUUGGUGAAUUCGGAGAUGUAUAUUUUCAAUUAAAUUUAUAAUCUAGGACUUUGAUUAAUAACUUUAUGAAAGAUGUGAACAAUUUUGUUAAAAAUUAAGACGAACCAAUUAAUAGCUCUAUAAGUUAGAAUUAAUAUGAAUUUUAGACAAUUUUCUAAUAUUGUUAAUUAAAAUAGUAAAGCAGCUAAAGAAUAAUUGGGAUAAAUGUUAAGUGAAGAACCAGAAUUAUUGAAAGAAGUAAAUGCUUUAUUGGAUGAUGAUGUGAAAUUCAAGACUUAGAAAGAGAGAUUGACAGAGUUUAUUAGCAAUGAAAUUAACAAAUCUAAAGCCUUAGAGACAAUAUUAAAAUAAAUAUAAAAUGGACAUUUAGAUGGACAUUAAAAUAAAGACCACAUCUUAGAUUUAUUUAGCAAUGAACCAUAAUUAUAAUAGUAGUUCUUGUAGAGUUUUAAAAAGAAGCAUGACAUUAUUCCACCAAAAAAAAAAAUAGAAGAAAAUAGAAAUUACUUUUAAAAACUACUUGAUAAGAAUGGUGUUGUAGAUAUGGUAAAUUUAUACAUUUUUUAUUUUAAGAAUGAAUUACUGUUUUGGGAUAAAUUUAGAAUGAGAGUUAUUUAAUAAUAUCCAAAUGAUUAUUAAUAAUUUAUGAAUGAAUUCAUGAAAGUUAUUCACUUAUAUUCUGAAUGUAUAAUUACAUAAAUGGAAGUGAUGGAAUUAAUAAAUUAAUAAGAAUGGUUAGAAACUGAAUAUAUUGAUGAUAUAAGAUCAAUGUUAUCAACUAGAGUUAUUGCUAGAAGAAUAUAAACACCUCUUUUUAAACCCUUAAAAGAUACAGAUUUUGCAUAAGUAGAUAGAGUAACAAGAUCUUAUGUCAGAAUGCCUAUUGGAUAUGCUAAAGUAAACAAUAAUUCAGAAAUUCUAAAUCAUUCUUGGGUAUCAGUACCUUUUGGUUCUGAAGAUCAAUCCUUCUUAAUUAUGAGAAAAAAUACUUUUGAAGAAUAAUUAUUUAAAAGUGAAGAUGAAAGAUUUGAAUUUGAUGUUAACAUUUAAUAAAUUAAAAGAACCAUUAAUUUAUUAUAAGAGAUAAUUGAUGGAAAUAAAGAAGAUCCUAAAUUAAUUACUAAAGUUAUUGAUAUGAGAAUUUUGUAAUAAUUAUAUAGAAAUUAAACUUAAGAUUAAAAUGAAAUCCUAUAAAUAUUUUAAACUAAAUCUACUGAAAGUGCAAAAAUCUUAAUUAAACGAGUUAAAUAAAAAUUAAAUGAACUUAUUUCAGCAAGAAAUAAUAAAGCUAAAUAAAUUUGGGAAAAUGUUUCAUUAAAUAAUUUUCAUCGUUCUCUUGAUCAUAGAUCUUUUUAUUUUAAAAAGAAUGAUAAAUUAGUUAUCAAUGGAUAAAGAUUUGUUAGAGAAAUUGAAGAAUAUGCUAAAAAUGUAUUAAUCAAACAUCUAGGAACAAAAGAACAUGUUUUUGUUAAAAAAAAAUAAGAUUAAAUCUAAUAUACAUUUGAAAAUUCAUUUUUGAAUUCUCUUGCUUAAAUGACUAAUAUUAAACCUUCAUUACCUAAAUAAAUGCCAUUGAUUCCUUCAAAUUAAGUAAAUAUACGUUUUUAACCAUUAAUUUCGUUAUGGAUGGGGAAUGAAUAAAUUUUAUAAGAAUGUGGUUAAUUUGUAAUACAUUAUCUAUAAAUUAUGGGAGGCAAUAAUUCUCUAGAUAAAAGAAAUGGAACAUUUUUAAUGAUUAAAUUAAUUAAUCAUUUUUUUUAAGUUUCCAUGAAACCCAUGUAAAUAUCAUAAUUAACAUUAAUUGAUACAAAAUUGAAAAAUGAAAUAUAAGAACUUGAAAUUUAUGAUAUUCAUUAUAAUCCAGAAGAUGCUUCAACAUCUAUUCCAGAAAUAGAAAAUGAAUCUCCUGGUUUAUUUUUGAAUUUAUAACCAAGAGUUAAAUCAACAACAUAUAUUACAUAAAAUCUUUAUAUUUUAUUAAGAUUUCUACAUACAAUAUAUCAAAGAUUAGAAAUGGCUUAUGUGAUUAGUCAAUAAAACAAAUUAGGAUAAGAUAAGAGAUACAAUUUAUUUAAAUCUGCUUUGUUUCUAUCCUUAAAGGCUAAAGACUUUAAAUAUGAAGAUCAUUUAAGAAGUUUAUUCGGAAAACAUGUAAAUUAAUUCUUAUUAUAUUUAGGGUUUUAUAUUUUCAACUUUAGAAAAAGUAUUUCAUGAUGCAGCUAAAUAAUUAGCUAUUUGUGCUUCUGAUGUUGUAACAAUGUCAUUUUUUGAUAAAUCAGUUUCAGUUGAAGGAGAUCUUGAUAAAUUCUUUUCAGUUGUAUCUAGUAUUGUUAAUGGAGAAGGAAUUAAAGUUUCUGAUUUAGAAUCAUAAGUUUUUUGCAAAUUCUAACAAUUAAAAGAAGAGGAAUAAUUAUUAAAAUUGCAUUAGACAUUUUCUCAUCAUAAACCAGAAAAGAAACCAAUUUAUAGAGUAAAUUUAUUAAUUUAAUUUAGAUUGCAUGUUGGCAUAAAGCUUGUUUCAUUUCAAUAUUACCAGCUUAUGGAGGAUGUAAUUAAGAAAUAUGUAAAUCUUGUAAAUAACCUUUCUUAAUGAGGAACAUGAAAAGAGGUGAAAGAAGAAUGAUGAUUACAAAUAAUAUUGAAUGGAUUGUUGAUGAAACAAGUCAUUUCAAACCUUUCAUUAAUUAAGGAGAAGAUUAUUUAAAAUGUGUAUGAUUGUAAUACAAAAGAAUAAUUAUUUUAAUAAUUGCC
Paramecium sonneborni is the source of this 2782-nucleotide messenger RNA. Lineage: Eukaryota; Ciliophora; Oligohymenophorea; Peniculida; Parameciidae. The record is from the annotation of a GenBank genome assembly.